This is a messenger RNA of Pipistrellus nathusii (Nathusius's pipistrelle), 1029 nucleotides long. NCBI's taxonomy places the organism in Eukaryota, Metazoa, Chordata, Mammalia, Chiroptera, Vespertilionidae. The record is from the annotation of a GenBank genome assembly.
AUGGUCACGCUCAUCACCGAGAAGCUGCAGAACCAGAGCCUGGACGACCUCGCGCACCAGAGCUGCGAUGCCGGCCCGUGCUCAGCCGAGAAGCGGAACAGCAGAAGUGGCCCCGUGUUCCCUUUUGAGACCAACGGAGACAGGUGCCCCUGGAAGGCCCUGAGCGGAGGGUGGCCCCUCCGGAGCCCGGCGGCCGUGGUCCCCGCCCUCCCCUUCCCGCCGGGCCUGGGCGCGGGCAGCGCCGUGGACCUCAGGGAGAGCUCGGGGCCGGCCCUGGCCCCGCCCAGCAAGCGACACUGCCGCUCCCUGUCGGAGCCGGACGAGCUGGCCCGCUGCCGCUCCCCCUGGCGCCCCGGGGGCUCCAAGGUCUGGACCGCCGUCUCCAAGCGGCGCUGCCACAGCGGCGGGAGCGCCAGCCUGCCCGGGGGCGCCCCGCCCGCCGCCGGCCCCGGCUCCCCGCCCGCGCCCCGGCCCGCCUCCGCCAGCGGCGGCUGCGAGGACGCCGGCUGCCCGCCCUGGGCGCCCCCGGGGCCCGCCCUGUGCUCCCGGCGCCGCCUGUCCCUGUCGCAGGAGCACCUGCUGGACGCAGACGCCCCGUCGGCGGCGCCGGCGCGGGGCUGGCGGCUGGGCCUGCUGCGGAGCCGCUCGCAGCCCUGCGUGCUCGCCGGCAGGAAGAGCCGCCGGAAGCGCCCGCGGGAGGAGGAUCCGCGCUGGCCGCGCCCGUCCCUGGACUUCCUGAAGAUGACGCGGACGCUGAAGAACUCAAAAAGCCUCGGCUCCCUCGACUGCGACGGCGAGGAGGAGGAUGAGGCCAGAGCGAAGACGGCCGUGUCCUCCCCUCGGGCCCCGCACGGCCUCACGGGCCUCGUCACCCCGGCCUCCAGCCCCCUGGGCGCCUGCCCCAGCCCGUGGGCCUCCCAGGAGGGGGGCAGCGGCGGGGAGCCGGGGGGCUGGGACAGCGCCGGCGAGGAGGGCGUGUGCCCGCCGGGCCCCGGCGAGCUGGACCUGGAGCAGAUCGAGAACAACUGA